UUCUGAGCACGAUUUCAUGGAAACAAGAAAAUAUCAUAAUUUUGUUUCACAAAUGAUGGAUAAAACCUGUGACUGCGCCGCUCGGUGUGUGUGCUUCUGAAGCGUCGAGUUAAAUAGUUCAGACUAAGUGGCGCCUUUCUGCUGAAAACCUGCAACACUGGAAGAAUCAGCAUGACCGAGCAGAGGCUGAUGUUUAUAGAUAUUGAACCACUGUCAAACAGCUCCGCUCCUGUUGACGACACAGCUGAGAAGCCCCUCUGGACUCGCACCGACAACACCUUCAGAUUUAAUUUCCUCCCUGACAACUCUGCAGCACUUCAGAAGGAAACAUCUUCAUCAUCAUCAGACAGAGCCGAACCAGCAGCAAGUCGGAUAUCCUUCACAGGACAGAGCUCUGCUUUUGCCUUCAACUUUCAAAUUCCUUCAGUGUCACCUGUAGAAAAUAUGGACACGACAGAGUCCCCAGACACUUCUUCUCCAGGGAGCCAACAGUGCAUCCAAGAGGAAAAGCCAUCAUCAUCGCAGGAGGUUAACUCUACACCUGAACCAUCAACGCAGUCAAAAUCCAAGAAGAAGAAGAAGAAAUCUGGAAAGAAACCAGUAGAUAGCAGCACAGAGCCACAGCAGAAGCCCAGUUCAGCUGAGGGAAGUCAAGGGAGCGAGGACACAGAGCUGAGUGCAGAAGAGCAGCUGAACAGACAGCUGGACUGGUGCAUCGAGCAGCUGGAAUUAGGAAUGAGAUCCCAGAAGGGUACACCCAAACAGAAGGAGGAAGCCUCUCGUGCCUUAAAGACUCUCCGGAGCGCCAAAGCUCCUCUGGCCAAGAAGAGGCAGGUGAUGAGAGCCAUGAAUGGAGAUUACAGGAAAAAAAUGGAAGAAGAGAAGACCAAGCAGUUCAAACUCAUUCAGAGUGAAAUGGCAUCAGCGCAGGUCAAAGUCGUGUCAGAUGCUCCGAAGAAGUGUGUUUUCCAAAGGAGACCUGAAGUCAAAACCCAGACAGCAGCCACAGUGGAGAACCUGCAGGAACCUGAAGCCAAGGAUACAGCCUCUGCAUCACAGACUCAGGAGGAGACACCAGCGUUUGUCUUUACUCCAUCAAAGGAGGAGUUUCGCUUUAAUUUCCUCUGAUUUCCCCCCGUACAUUAUGUUGGACUGUGUCUGGGCAGUCUGGUCUGAGCUGUGUGCUGGACGUUCUUUGUGAUACAAACAAUAAAAAGCACAUGAAACAAGUGUCUGCAGUGAAGAUGAUGGGAGAAAACACUUACAGUCAUGUUGCUAAUUGGUCACAACUUGUAUCAUAUCUCUAAAUAAAGCAUUUUGUAUUUUUG
Molecule: messenger RNA, 1328 nt
Organism: Larimichthys crocea (large yellow croaker)
Lineage: Eukaryota; Metazoa; Chordata; Actinopteri; Sciaenidae
Gene: cxvih8orf33
Product: chromosome XVI C8orf33 homolog
Exons: 5
Coding region: 172-1128 (318 amino acids)
Source: RefSeq, a predicted model, not a curated record